AUGGCCGCAACGAAGACCGACGAAGUCGCCGACCUGAGCGACAAGCUGAAGAAGGCCGAGCUGAAGGACAACGGCGAGCGUCGCCGCCGCCAACAGCGCCAAAUGAUGACCGAAGAGGAGCUGCAGGCGUUCCUGGCCGAGAAGGAGAAGAAGAUCGUCAAGCGCAACGUGAAGGGUACCGUCAAGUGGUACUCCGUCCUGGGCCACUACGGCUUCAUCGGAACCGACUACGGCUUCAUCGGAACCGAGACCGAGGAAGACGUCUUUGUGCACCAAACGUCCAUCGCCAAAUCGAAGACUGAAAAGUACUACCUGCGCACCCUUGGCAACGGUGAAGCGGUCAAGUUCGACAUUGCCGAGAGCGACAAAGGACUGGAGGCCGUCAACGUCACCGGACCGGACGGCGGUGAAGUGGUCGGCUCGCGCUACCACCUUCUUCAGCUGCCCUGGUUCCGUCAAGCGUUCUUCGAGCGCAAGAAGAACGUCAUCAACCGCAAGGCUGGUGACGACGAGCAGAAACCGCGCGGACGCAACGCCAAUUCGCAAAACGACCGCGACGGCAAGGCGGAUCGGAAGCCGGCGCGCACCCGCAAGCCUCGCCGCAACUCCAACAAGCAAGAAAAGGCAGAGAAGGCCGGUGAGCGUCGCCGCCGACGCACCGUCUCCAAGACCGGAAGCGAGGCAAGCAACAAGGACACCACCGCGGACCCUGCUGCCGGCGACACGACCCGAAAGAAGACCAAC
Mesorhabditis spiculigera is the source of this 744-nucleotide messenger RNA. The record is from the annotation of a GenBank genome assembly. NCBI's taxonomy places the organism in Eukaryota, Metazoa, Nematoda, Chromadorea, Rhabditida, Rhabditidae.